UUUCUAUGAUCCAAGCAACAAACGAUGGUGCCCGGACCAGGGGUAGGAAGGUGGUGAGAGGGGUCUGGAUUCCUGACAUGUUUUGAGGGCAGACCCAUCAGGAUUUGCCAAUGGCUUGAAUGAAGAAUGAAAGAACAAGAGCAGUCUAAGGUGCUGGUGAGGUGUUGGCUGCAGUCCCAGGAAGCCAAAUUUGCCAUUUACUGAAAGGGGGAAGGCUGUGGGCAGGACAUGCUGGGUGAGGGGAGAAGAUGAAGAACUCCCUUCGGACAUGUUGAGUUUGACAUGUCUGUUAGACACCUGGAUAGAGAGGCAAGUGAGCAGUGGUCUCUAGAAGUCUAGAGUCGGGUGUGUCCAGGCUGGAGAUAGAGAUCUGGGAGUCAUUGUUGUCUAGGGUUAUUUAAAGCCAUGAGACCAGAUGGGAGCAUCAGGAGCGUGAGUGCAGACAGAGAAGAAAAGAGGUUCAGAGACUGAGCCCUGGCAUCUCUCAGUGUUACAAGGUCAAGGGGAGAGGAUGGAAUCAGUAGAGGAAUUGAAGGAGCUGGCCGGUGAAGUAGGGGCUGGGGGGCUGGGCAGGCCAUGCCAUCCUAGAGGCUGAGAGCUGUUUCCACAAGGGAGUGACCAGCUGGGUCAAAUGCUGCCGCUGUGUCACAUAGUCAAAUAAGAUGAGAACUGUGAUGUUACCCCUGGAUUUAGCAACAUGUUGGACGUUGCCAUCUUGACAGCAACAGCUCAGAGGCUGGUUAGCCCAGAAUGGGCCCUCUGAGCAUUUCAGGACCUUCCCUGUGGAUUAAGUGGGAUGAUCUGUGCAUUCAUGCCUUGCAUGUAGGAGGCGUGCCCUGAAUGCCUGGGCUUCUGGUGGGCUCGGGGGUGAGGGUCCCAGCAAUGGCACAGAGGACAGGGCCAGCUUUGGAGGGUCUGAAUAGAAGCCAGACCUGCAGGGGCUCUGAGCCCCUGGAGGAGUCCUGCCAGGCCAUUCAUUCGCACCAUCUCUCUAGACCCUGCUCUCCUCUCAGCAGAUGAGCCCACCUCCCCCAAGAAGCCGAAGAGCAUCUCUGAGCCACAGCACAGUGAUUUGGAAGGAGACACCGCCUCUCCCCUGCCCUCCGAGUGGACCUCGGUGAGGAUCAGCCCUGGGGAGGAUGCAGCUGGACAGGAUGUGCUGGCUGUGCGUGUCCUGGUCACCAGCGAGGACAGCAGCUCUGACACAGAGUCUGACUGUGGUGGCUGCGAGCCCUCCCGCCCAGAGCCCUGUGAAGAGAAACCCUGGUCAGCACCCUUGUCUCUACCGCACGCCUCCCUGAGGAGGGCCCUGAGCAGGGCGGUCUCUCCACAGUGCCCUGAGGAGCCCAGAGCUGUGCACGCAGCUCUGCAACGGGCCAAUAGCUUCCAGUCUCCAACCCCAAGCAAAUACCAGAACUGGAGGAGAGAAUUCCGGUCAAGUUUGAUGCCAGUGAACAAAAGAACUAUGUCACCUCCAAAGGACCUUUCUCCUUCUCCUCCUCUUCCUUCACUGCCUUCUCAUUCAUCUUCCCCACCACCUUCUGCAACCAGUGUUUCAGGGGAUGGUUCCUCCCUGCCCCAGCUGACAGCUUCUGAGCCCCUCUCACAGGUCUCAAGAGGUCAUCCAAGUCCUCCCACUCCAACCUUUUGGAGGCGAGCCAUAGCCCAAGGAGCACCCAGGGAAAUUCCCCUGUAUCUGCCUCAUCACCCAGAGCCAGAGUGGGCAGAGUACUGCUUGGGGAGCCCUGGUGAAGAUGGCAUCUCAGGCCCUGCAGAGAUGAUUUCUGAUGAGUGCCAGCCAGCAGAGGCCCCUCUUGGGGACAUCAGAAGCAAGCACAGAGACCCACACCCCAUCUGGGGGAAGGACAGGUGCUUGCCAGGCCAAGAGCUGUCUCCCUUGGCUGGAGAAGACCAGGAAAAAGGGAAUACUGGAACCAGGAAGGAAGAGGAGAGAGGACCAGUGCUGGCAAAGGAGAAGCCAGGCCUAAAGAAGUUAGUCCUCACUCAGGAGCAGAAGACCAUGUUGCUGGAUUGGAAUGACUCCAUCCCUGAGAGAGUGCACCUCAAAGCUGGGGAGCGACUUUCCCAGAAGAGUACUGAGAAUAGUAGAGGAGCCCGGGUGCUGAAGCCAGUUCGCCCCUUGCUGCUCCCUGGGGUGACAAGAGAACCUCUGCCAACCCAGAGAGGGGCUCAGGAGGAGACAGGGACCCCCGCGGAACAAGCUCGAGGGGAGCGAAGCGUGCCUCCACCUAGGUCCCCUCUCCGGCUUAUAGCCAAUGCCAUCCGGAGGUCCCUAGAGCCCCUCCUUCCCAACUCUGAAGGUGGGAAGAGGGCCUGGGCCAAGCCAGAAUUCAAAACUUUGCCCACACCCACCUGCACUCGCUCAUUCAGCCUUCGGAAAACCAAUUCCAAUAAAGACAGGGACCAGCAUUCCCCUGGGAGAAACCAGUCCUCAGCCCUUAGCCCUCCUGGCUCUGCCCUCCGCACCCAUAGUUUGCCCAAUCGGCCAUCCAAGAUCUUUCCUGCUCUCAUGUCCCCACCGUGCAGCAAGAUUGAAGAUGUCCCUACACUCCUUGAGAAAGUGAGUUUGCAAGAGACCUUCCCAGAUGCUUCUAGGCCUCCAAAGAAAAGAAUCUCACUUUUUUCCUCCCUCAGACUCAAAGACAAAUCCUUUGAGAGUUUCCUCCAGGAAUCCAGACAAAGGAAGGAUAUCAGGGACCUCUUCAGCAGCCCCAAGAGGAAGGUACCGUCUGAAGACAGUGCACAGGCCCUGGAGAAGCUGCUGCAGCCUUUUAAAAGCACCUCCCUGUGCCAGGCAGCCCCUCCUCCUUCUCCUCCUCCUUCUCCUUCAGCUGGAGGUGCAGACUCCAAGAACUUUCCCUUCAGAGCACAGGUAACAGAGGCUUCCUCUUGUGCCUCUUCUACCACCUCUUCCUCUGCAGAUGAAGAAUUUGAUCCCCAGCUUUCCUUGCGGUUAAAGGAGAAGAAGACACUUAGAAAAAGAAAGAAGCUGGAAAAAGCAAUGAAGCAGUUGGUUAAGCAAGAAGAAUUGAAAAGACUCUAUAAGGCUCAGGCCAUCCAGAGGCAGCUGGAGGAGGUGGAGGAGCGGCAGAGGGCUUCUGAGAUCCAGGGUGUGAGGCUGGAGAAGGCAUUGCGAGGAGAAGCAGCAGAUUCAGGCACACAGGAUGAAGCACAGCUUUUGCAGGAAUGGUUUAAGCUGGUUCUGGAGAAGAAUAAAUUAAUGCGAUAUGAGUCGGAGCUCCUAAUCAUGGCCCAGGAACUAGAAUUAGAAGACCAUCAAAGCAGACUGGAGCAGAAACUGAGAGAGAAAAUGCUCAAGGAGGAGAGCCAGAAAGAUGAGAAGGAUCUAAAUGAAGAGCAAGAAAUAUUCACCGAGCUGAUGCAAGUGAUUACGCAAAGGGACAAACUUGUAAAUUCCUUAGAGGAACAACGUGUCAGAGAAAAAGCAGAGGACCAGCACUUUGAAAGCUUCAUAUUCUCCAGCCGCUGUCAGCUGAGCAGGACUUGAGGAGGCUCAUGAUCCCUCUCCCUGGCUGCAAGCUGGGACCGGAUCAGGCCAAGUGCACCGCAUACCCUCACGGGUCCUUCUGCAGGAUUAAUCAUCGCUGGAACUUAAGUUACACCUUAGUGCAUUUGUUAAAAUUAAAAUUCUCUUGCACGCACAGCACCUUCCCAUGGUCCUUCCAGAUUAUAAUGAAGAGAACCCAAAGACUCUUUGGAAAUUGGCAGUCAGCUUCAGCCAGGCUCUCAGACUGGAGGUGUUGUUGGCAAAUGACCAGCAUUGUUUUCCCUAGAAAGUGACACAAAGACUUGACUUUCCUGUUGCUUUUAUCAUUUUUCUUCCCAAUUCAUUGAGUUACAUACUUUAAGAUUUUUGAGAAGCUGCCUUUCCACUAAUAUAUCCAUAUUUGCCUUUUUUAUAUGGAUGACCGGUUUCCAAAUGUCAGAAAGAAGCAGCCACAGUUUAAAGAUUAGGUUAAUAUUUAAAUUGUGUUUCCAGAGAAAGAGGAGAAACCUUGAGAUUACUGAUUACAUAAAACAAAUAACUCAUAUAGCAGGUGUUAAUUCAAUCCAGGGUGAAUUUAAUUUACCAGGUGCAUUUGUAAGCCUUAAUAUAAUAUACAUAAGCAAUGAGAGCUUAAUGGAACAUUUGAGCCUUUAUUUUAAGAGGAAAGGAAAUAAAACUUUAACUUUAUGCCAGUGGGAUUGUUAGUGUUCACCAAACACUGCUGGCUUAGAAAACCUUUUUGUCCCCAUGCUACUGUUUUUAUGCCCCCCUGGAAAAUAAUAAAAAGCAUUUUCAGAAAAGAAUAAUUUUAAAGUACUUUAAAAUAAGUGUUGAUGAUGGCAAAAAAAAAAAAGGGAACUUAUUUUAUUUGUUGAUAAAAUAUUCAUGAGGUUGGUGCUGCUACUGAAACUGAACAUGCUAGGGUACAAGAGAAGGAACACUUCUUGCUGGUGGUCUUCUUAGACUCGGAGAGGGAAGUAUCUCUCCCUCUCCCCAGGAACUCUACAGAGCAAGGACAAAAUCACUUCUGACUUAGAGGGAGAGCUGAAUGCAGUGACCCUAUAUACCACAUCCCAAACUGGGUCAUGGAUUUUUUUAAUGACAUUUCAGUUUGAAAAGAAAACUGGAAGAUGGAGUUUCUGUCCUGAGUUGUUAGAAUUCCUGGAGCAUUUUGACGGUUCCCAUGGGGGCCAAAGAAGAGAAGAUUUAAUAUGGUGAUGUGUUGUCAUAAAACAUUUGAUUGUUUUUGCUGACUGGGAUUCUUUGAAGAUUUAGUCUGUUAUUGAUAAGAGAAACACUAAAGAACUCUUGGUUGUAUAUUUGGCUGCUCUCAUUUCGGCAAGUGUUUCAAUGUGUCAUUAGACAAAAGGUGCUCUACAACAGUUGGCUCUGACUGGAGACCAAAUUUCUCUCAAGUUGAUCCGUGAACUGCUUCUGUCGGAGAUGCUCUCUGCGCACACCAAUCUGGCCAGCAGACAAGCAGAUGUAUAACUGGAUUUCCUGAGUCAGCCAACGCUUUGGGCUAUAUUUAAGCACAAUCUUUCUAUGCUAUACCAAGCUCCAAAGGUUGUAGUUCUUUUUUCUUUUCUUUCCUUUCUUCCUUUUUUUUUUUUUAAAAUAAGAAUCAGUUCUUCCAGUGCCUUAAUUCUAUUAUUAGGCAAUAUGAGGAGGCAUCUACCUUCCUACCCACCUAUGAAAACAGUACCAUUUCUGGAUAUCUAUUUUUAUUUAUUUGUAUAUUGGUGAGAAUUGAUAAUAUGAUUUCCUCAUAAUUCAGGUUUUCAGGUGUUAUAAUUUGGAAAAGACCUAUCAGGCAUUUAGAGGUAAGAUUAUGGAUGCACAGGAAUAUCAACUCAUUAGAAGAAAAAGAUUUAUAACUUCAGUUUUCAUUCUAGAAUAUGCAGUAAUAUUCAGGCCCCAGUCUUUUCUGUCCAUUGCAUAAAAGUACAUCCUUUGAUGCUUGCAUACAUUUAAUAGAUCAUGCUCAAGUGUGUCAUGUUUGAGUUGUUAUUGUGAACAAGAAUUAAUGGCCACUUAUUUUAAUUUCCUUUAUUUCCAUCCCUAAGAAUGAGUCUACCAAGAGGGCUGAAAGAGAAGGUGGUUCUUGGCCCCUAGUGUUCUGUUAAUAGAUGAGAGAAGCAAUUUGUUCACUUUAUUUCACAGACUGUGCUCUGUGGUUUACGGCUCAGUUUUAUCUGGCCAACUUAAAACAUAAACCUCAUCCUUAACAGUUUUCUACAUACACUGGCUUUCUGUUUUUUCUGUUUUACUAGUACAUAAAACCAUUUCAGCAUAUCCAGUGGAAACAAAUAUUGUUUCUGUUGAACUAUCUGAAAUGAUUCCAUUCCUUAUUUACAAGAGUGUUCUAAGACUCUCAAAAUGUAAAAUAUUGUACAUUUUGAAGAGUUUCUUUGUAUACAAUAUGAGUAGGAUUAUGAUGAAUGCAGAGUCUGCACUGCCCCAUAAAAGGGCACUAGUGAAUGUGAUCAAGGCCGAAUUAUUUAGGACUUUGAAUGGGACAGAAGGCCUAGCCUCAGGUCAUCUUUCACAGUCAGUCUCGUACACUUCUAAGUUAAAUCAAAGUGUUUAUGAUAGUUGUAAGGUCAGAAUUUUACCUAAGUUGGGCCAAAAGGACAGUUCUUAAGCUUGCUGUCCCAAACCAUUUAUGUGUCUAUUUAUUUAACAUCCUCUGAAUGCCCAUGGGGUUCUGCGGCCCUGUACCAGAUGCUGAGAUACAGAAAGAAUAUUACUCCUUAAUUAAUAAAGUCUUGAUCUUUGUAUUUAUUUGGAGGUGGACUCCAAAUAAAUACACAGAUCAAGAAAUAAGUACCAUCCCCAAAUACAAAGAUGAAAGCUAUUUUUAUUAUAAGCAUCACCUAUUCUGCUCAUGCUUAUCUCAAGCAUAAAGGCAUAUUCCCCAUGAUCACAGUGCUUCUUUGGCAAUAAAAAUAAGUUUGUGUUUUUGAAACUGUGAAAAAUAAUAUCAGGUUGUACUGUUUCAUUUAAACCUAGACUUUGGCAGUGUUAGGCUGCUUGGACUCAAUCAAUGCCAAGAUGCAGCAUGUUAAUUGCAGCUGAGAAAGGAAGUGGCAGGUGUUUCCAACCCUGAUGAGCUGCAAUGAAAUUGAUGUUUUCUGCAUUCUGGAGGCAAAUGACAAUUCAGCAGUGUCUCUCUUCCCAGGAAGCAGAUUUACAGGCUUUUCCUUCCAAACUGAAAAUGGCAUCAUGCCCCACCCAGGUGGUUGAUCAGAGAACUACCUCAGCAGGGCAGAGGUGGCAGGGGGCAGCUGGGGCUGCCACAUCAACAGAGAGCAGCAGUCAUUGGAUGUGGUGAGCUCAAAUGUGGGAGUUUAUUGUAAUAAGAAAGUUCACAUACAGGGGAAAGUGUACGAUUUCAUCUGCUGUUUAUCUUCUAACCUCACUGCUGAGUAGCUUGUAAAAGAUUAAUUUGCUCCAACAAUUGGAAACUAUUCAUGUGGAUGGAAAUGUGUUAUUUGUGCACUGCUAUAGAUACUGAAAUGAACCAAAAAUAAAUGGUUUUGUGUCCCAGGAAUCAAAA
Messenger RNA from Cebus imitator (Panamanian white-faced capuchin), 7088 nucleotides. It is a transcript of the gene MICALCL, whose product is annotated as MICAL C-terminal like. The transcript has 11 exons. Bases 1445 to 3529 code for a protein of 694 amino acids. The record is from RefSeq and is a predicted model, not a curated record. NCBI's taxonomy places the organism in Eukaryota, Metazoa, Chordata, Mammalia, Primates, Cebidae.